CGAUUAGGCCACCGAGAGCUCGCUGCCACGGACAGACUGAGCGUGAGGGUUACCCAGCUCCCGCGUUCGCGAUCUUGAAAACGAAUCUCUCGUCGCGGCCUUGAAGUAUAAAACUUGCUCCAGUCGCUCAGCAUCGAGUCUCUGACGUGAAGUGCUGCCGACGCGUCACAAUGUUCGGCGUUGCCACUGUUCUUCUUGCUCUGCUGUGUGUCUCUAGGGCCGACUGGGCAUCGUACAAGCGAGAAUUUAACAAGACCUACCCCCCGGACGAAGAUGCUCGCCGACAGAGAAUAUACGAGGAGUCUCUGCGGGAGAUGACCGAGCACAACAUUCUCUAUGAGCGAAAGCUCACCACCUGGCGUCAAGGUCUGACGGUGUUUUCUGACAUGACCGUGGAAGAACGAUCGCGCUUCGCAGGAGCUCGCACUGACACGAGGAAGCUCUUCAUGAAGCGCAAACACUUCGGUUCGGGAUUCUACCAGGCAUUCCAAGCUCCGGCUUCUAUCGAUUGGAGGGACAGCAAGUGCAUCACGACACCGAAAAACCAGGACGGCUCUGGAGGAUGCGCAAACAGUUGCUGGGCGUUUGCCACCACUGGUCUCCUGGAAUAUCAUUACUGCAUGCAGCACAGGACUCUGAAGAGUUUUUCCGAGAAGUAUCUCGUCAAUUGUGCAGGCAAUCGGAACUGCAAAGCCGGAGAUGUUGAUAAGGCGUUAGACCAUGUGAUCGCGACGAAGGAGAUCCCUUCGGAGGAAUCGUAUCCCUACACGACUCACUAUGAAGAAUGUCGAGAGCCCGGAAGCGACACAUUUAACAUGAGUGACCUCGUCGGCUAUGAUAGACUUCAGGGUGAUGAGGAGCUUCUGAGAGCUGUAGCCUUCCAAGGACCUGUCGCUGUCUACAUGCUUACCGGAGGAACGAAAUUGACUGCUUUCCGGACAACGAACGACGACGAUAUCUUCAGCGAUGAUUUCUGCGACCAGGCGGGACCACGGGUGAUUGAUCACGCAGUUUUGGUCGUGGGUUAUGGAUCCAACGUCAACGGAAAAUAUUGGCUCGUGAAGAACUCGUGGGGUACGGACUGGGGCCAGAAAGGGUACUUCAAAAUUUCCCGGGAUAGAGCAAAUCACUGUCAUAUAUCGGAUUAUUUGUUCGUUCCUAAGUACAAGUAGUCCCGACGAUUCGAUAUUUUCCCGGUUUCUUUAUUCUGUCAUCACGCCCCAGCUUCAGACCAUAAUGAAUGAAAACCGAAUAUUCGUGGGGUUU
Molecule: messenger RNA, 1266 nt
Organism: Galendromus occidentalis (western predatory mite)
Lineage: Eukaryota; Metazoa; Arthropoda; Arachnida; Mesostigmata; Phytoseiidae
Product: cathepsin L1
Exons: 2
Coding region: 171-1172 (333 amino acids)
Biological process (GO): proteolysis
Molecular function (GO): cysteine-type peptidase activity
Source: RefSeq, a predicted model, not a curated record